AUGGGCAACCGAAUCGCGAUCGAGAGGAGGCCUGUUCCUCUUGCCGCCGUUAUGAAGGGAGAUGGGAUGAAUGGGCACCGAACAGAAGGCAGCGAUGCGAAUGGCGAUGAGGGAGGAGGAGGUGGCUGCAGGAAGGCGGGCUCCUACAACAGCUCGCUUCACGUCUGGAGGUUCUUCACCUCCGAGGACGAUCCCCAAGCGGUGCACAACGAAGCGGUCUGUAUCAACGAGUCCUUCUCCUCCUUCGACAAGAACCAGGUGUAUCUGGCCCUCCACAUCUACUCGGAAAACGUCGCCGCGUCGCGCCCCAUCAAAAUCGCGAAUGGAGGCCUCAACUCCAGCGAGCCGGCGACUCUCGGCGGCGGCGGUGGCGAAUCGAGCAGGGCGACGAUCGAAUCCCUCCUCGCCUCGUCGGUGGAGGCCUUCACGCCGCGCGGACUUGCGGCCUGCCUCGAAGAGGCUUUCAUCACGUCGACCUCAUCGUCGGCCGAUCUGGAGGGGGGAUCGUCGACAUCACAAGAUGACGAUAAUGGCGAAGCCGGCGACGCCCUCGACGGGAGCGAGGAAGGCGAGACCCAACCGCUGGCCUACAGCCUGUACGUGUGGCGCGGGAAGGACUCGACGCGUUACGCGCAGGCGCUCGCCCUCACCAAGAGCUUCGAGCUCGAGAAGGCGUUGAAGAAAGACGGCAAGAAGGCGCUGCAGCAGCUCUUCGGAGGGGAGGACAAGGUGCCGCUCUCGUCCAUGUUCACCACCCACAACAACCUUCUGCUCCGCCUGCCCAACACGACGUCAACAUCUACGCCGGGCGAGAGCGACGAUGGAGCCCGCCGGCUCUGCACACACCGCCACGCCGACGAGGACUACGACGACGUCGACAGCGAGGACGAGGGCAACACCGACGGCGGAAGCGAGGAAGACGAAGAGAGGCCGUACUCGCGACAACACCACCUCUACCAUCAACUGCUCAAGAGGCGCCGGCUCACACGGAAGAGCGCUGCCGGCGGCGAGGCCGGCGAGAACCCGUGCACGGACAGCGGAUGCAACGGAAGUGUUCCGAAGCUCUCCCUUCCGCGAGUCAAGGACCUCUUCCAGGCGCCGCCACCGACCUCCCCGUCGGGACACGGCCGUGGCCGCUCCCUGUCCGCCGACUCACUCGACGCCAUCAUCCACACCGCCAUACAGGAUCUGGACUCGCCACAACCGACAUCGGCCGUGGGCUCAGGUAUCACCGACGGGGUGGCCCUCCUUACGGUCGACAGCCCGUCCUCCUCCUCCUCCUCCUCCUCAUCUUCAUCUUCUUCGUCCGGCAAGACGACCCGAACAAUCACCAAGUCGACCUCGCUCACGAUACCGUCGCCGUCGGUCGCGCCGCCGAGCCCGAAGAAGCUGCUCGGGAAGGGGAAGCUCAAGCUGCCGCCGAUCAAGACGGAGGGGAUGAGCAAGUCGGGUCCCAUGCAGGCGAUCCCGAUCAGCGGCUUCAACCUGCAGGACCUGCAGGCCCUCCAGGAGAAGGAGCAGAGCAGCGACAGCGACACCUUCACCAAGGCCGAGGCGAACCAGCGGCAGGACAAGCUGACCAAGUACGACAGCAUCUGCUCGAAGAUCACCGACCAGCUCUACCUCGGGAGCCAGACUGUGUCGCAGGACAAGGCCAUGCUGAAGCAGCAGGGCGUCACGCACAUCCUCAACUGCGCCGGCUCGAUCUGCCCCAUCUACCACCCCAACGACUUCACCUACCGAACCCUCUACCUCCUGGACGGCGUGCGGGAGGACAUCACGUGCAUGCUCUACGACAUCAUCGAGUGGAUGGACAAUGUAAUUACCUCGAACGGGAAGAUCCUCGUCCACUGCCAGCAGGGCGUCUCGCGCUCGUCGGCGAUGAUGAUCGGCUACCUCAUGUGGAAGCACGGCUGGGGCUUCGAGCGGACGCACAUGUACGUCAAGGAGCGGCGUGGCGUCUCCAGUCCCAACACCGGCUUCAUCUGCCAGCUGCUUGAGCUCGCCAAGCGACUCAGCCUGGCGCGCGGCGGCGCCGACCGAGGGACCCGGCUCUACCAGGUGGUCACCCACACCCGACACGACCCUGACUUCGUCGUCGCCAAGCUCGCCCGUAAGGAGAACCUGGCCGAGCUCGAGGAGUCCUCCGCGCCCUCGCCCAGCUGCUACAUCCUCCAGUCCCCCGAGGAGUUCUUCAUCUGGGUCGGCGCCCAGUGCAACGAGCGGUUCGUCGAGGUGGCCGAGCGCACCGUGCGCCGAGUGCAGCACUUCGAGAACGCGACCAAGGUCGUCCACACCGUGGAGCAGGGCAAGGAGACCGAGGAGUUCAAGCGAUGCCUCGGCCAGCUCAACCUCGACGAGCUCACCUAA
This is a messenger RNA of Acanthamoeba castellanii str. Neff, 2370 nucleotides long. RefSeq names its product dual specificity phosphatase, catalytic domain containing protein. The transcript is spliced from 2 exons. NCBI's taxonomy places the organism in Eukaryota, Discosea, Longamoebia, Acanthamoebidae. Gene Ontology annotation, molecular function: protein tyrosine/serine/threonine phosphatase activity. The record is from RefSeq and is a predicted model, not a curated record. Gene Ontology annotation, biological process: protein dephosphorylation. Bases 1 to 2370 code for a protein of 789 amino acids.